GGCUCAGUCCCAUUUUGUGGUGGUCAACAGUUUUUCAGUUCCUCUUCCCUCUUCUUCCUCUCCGACGACUUGGCGUCUUGGGCGGUCGAACAUACCUUAAGAAGCUCUUCUUCGUCGUUUUUCACAAGUUAUUUUCUCUCCUCGUAAUUCACUGUGACAUGAUCUCGAAAGCACUCGGCGUAUCGAGGGCCUAUGCCAAAGCGGCCUCCUCGAGGCGUUCGAUCACGUCCCUGCCUCACCUCUCUGAGAGAAUUAAGCAAACAGAAAAGGAGAUUGUCCAAAUGUUCCUGCCACAUGAUCUCAGAGACGAUGCACGAGACUUGCCGAAAGAUCCGAGGAUAUCGAGGUUUUCAAGGAGAGACCUUUCAGUUCGGACGUUGGACGAAAGGUUCAUCAGAAUUUUGAAGAUUUUCAAGUGGGGCCCUGAUGCAGAGAAGGCUUUGGAGGUGCUAAAGUUGAGAGUGGACCAUCAGCUUGUUCGCGAAAUACUGAAGGUCGAUGUUGAGAUCGGUGUUAAGAUUCAGUUCUUCAAGUGGGCUGGAAAGAGGAGGAACUUUGCACACGACGCGAGCACCUAUAUGGCCUUGAUUCGCUGCUUGGACGAAGCUGGGCUGGUUGGUGAGCUAUGGAAGAUGGUUCAAGAAAUGGCUCGGAGUGCAAGCGUGAUCAACCCGGUUGAAUUAUCUGAAAUCAUCCAAAUCUUGGGUAGGGCUAAGAUGGUAAACAAGGCUCUUUCGAUAUUUUACCAAGUCAAAGGACGCAAGUGCAAGGCUACAACAAGCACUUACAAUUCUAUGAUUCUGAUGCUAAUGCAAGAGGGUCAUCAUGAAAAGGUUCAUGAGCUGUACACAGAGAUGUGUACUGAUAACAAUUGUCUUCCCGAUACUGUGACCUACAACACAGUUAUAUCAGCAUCUGCUAAAUUGGGUCAUGCAGAAUCUGCACUUAGGUUAUUUGAUGAGAUGAAGGUGAACGGUUUGCAUCCCACUCCAAAGAUCUAUACGACUUUGUUGGGAAUCUAUUUUAAAUGUGGGGAAGUUGAAAAGGCGUUGAGUCUAGUCCAAGAGAUGAGAGACAAGGGUUAUGCACUUACUGUUUUUACAUACACUGAAUUGAUUAAGGGGCUUGGCAAGGCUGGGAGGAUUGAUGAUGCCUACAGUGUGUUUAUGAGUAUGCGAAAAGAAGGCUGUGAAGCUGAUGUUGUCUCCAUAAACAACACGAUUAACAUUCUGGGAAGAGCCGGUCGUCUAGAUGAUGCUAUAAAAAUCUUUAAUGAGAUGGAAUCCAUGCGAUGUGCGCCAAAUGUCGUGACUUACAACACCAUAAUUAAGGCUUUGUUUGAAUCUAAGGCUCCGGCUUCUGAAGCGGCAUCAUGGUUUGAGAAUAUGAAGGCAAAUGGUAUUGUUCCCAGCUCAUUCACUUAUUCGAUUCUCAUUCAUGGGUUUUGCAAGGCAAACAGGGUUGAAAAGGCUUUACUACUCUUGGAAGAGAUGGAUGAGAAAGGUUUUCCUCCUUGUCCGGCUGCCUAUUGCAGCCUGAUCAACAGUCUUGGAAAGGCGAACCGGCAUGAAGCUGCUAACGAGUUAUUUCAAGAAUUGAGAGAGAAUUAUGGACGUUUGAGCUCAAGAGUAUAUGCGGUCAUGAUUAAACACUACGGAAAAAGUGGACGUCUCAGUGAAGCUGUUGAUCUUUUCAAUGAGAUGAAGAUGACAGGUUGCAAUCCUGAUGUUUAUGCUUAUAAUGCACUCAUGUCAGGGAUGAUUAGGGCUGGGAUGAUGGACGAAGCCCAUUCAUUACUUCAGAACAUGGAAAAAAAUGGCUGCAGCCCAGAUAUAAAUUCACAUAACAUCAUUCUUAAUGGCCUGGCAAGGUCUGGUGGGCCAGAUCGGGCAAUGGAAACGUUUACGAAGAUGAAACGUUCGAGGAUUAAGCCAGAUUCUGUAUCUUAUAACACUGUACUUGGAUGUCUCAGCCGCGCUGGUAUGUUUGAGGAAGCUGCAAAGCUUAUGAAGGAGAUGAAGGCUCAAGGAUUUGAAUAUGACCUCAUCACCUACUCAUCAAUACUUGAAGCAGUUGGUAAAGUCGAUGAAGUUCGGGAAGCAGUCUUAUGAGAAACAUAAUUGAUCAGACUUUAUCUGCAUGGUCUAUUCUAUUGCGAAAUCGCCUAUCGGACAAGAGACAUAUUUCCUUGGUCGUCAUGUAAGUUUUCUUUGCUGUAGAGCUGCCGUUAUUCAAGUAAAACUCCCCUGUUAGGCACUAGUAUUGACUACUGACUUUUUUAUGUUACUAUAAUUUGGCUUGGUUUUAAAUUAAGGUAAAGCUCGAAAACCAAAAAAGAUGGUGAAGAGGACAACUGUUCCUUUGGAAGGCCGCUCUAUCCUGGCAUGUUUAGAGAGACUUGCAGAUAGGCUGUGAAUCAUGUCUUUGAUAUGGGCGUCCAAGAUCGUGGCAUGGAUCAUUCUGUCUUGAGGAUGAGAAAGGUAGAGAAGUACCUGUCCUCAUUCAUCAGUGGCUUCUCUCAUUUUGAUGAGUAUGAGAUGCAUGUUCUUGAAUUUGGAGAGGGCAUUUUGAUGCUAGAGAUCAGUAUCUGGAGACUGAUGGUAUUAAGAAGAUGGAGAUGAAGAAGACAUAUAUGCGUUGAUGGUUCAAAGAAACAGAAGUUUGACAUUGGUGAUCUCUUAACAGCGAGCCUUUUUCUUUUCUAGGAAAGUUCUAUCAAAAUCGCAGUUGGUUGUGAACUUCUGGCUGUUUGGGAUUAGCAUGUUAAUGCAAGAUGCCUGGCAUGGAGAGAAGGCUGCAGCACAUCGCCUACAUGGGCUACUUCAUCUGUACUUGGUUGGCAUGAGAUCCAAGCCAGAAGCCAUCAUAUUCUCGAAGUGCCUCGACUCCCUUGUUGCGGGGCUGGUUGGAGAUUCAUAAUUUCAAAGGAGAUGGCAAUAGAGAUUCUUGGGCAACCCACUAACAGGGACAAGUUGGAGGCAGGUCCAAAAGUUGCAUUGCAUCGCUAGAUAGCCUGUCGAUGGAAAGUGUGAGGGUGUACUCAUUGAUGGGGAGGCACUUUGGGAGUAAUUCAAGACUCUUGAAGCUCUUUGCAUUGUUAAAAGGCAGGUCUGAAAUAUUCAGGUCCAGGAAAUUCUGGAUCUCCUGGAUUCGUCUAUGCAUGAUUAGUCCACCAUACAAAGUGUGAUGGCUACAAACCAAGUGGGAAAUUUACUUCGUAGACAUUGUAAUCUGCUUUUCAAUAUGAAAAGUUACUAAGAAAGUUCAUGGUCAUUAAGUAACGGGCGUUAUCAUCUUGGAUGAAGUUGCUAAUGAAUGUGAAAAAUCCUUUUGUUCUUA
Rhodamnia argentea is the source of this 3339-nucleotide messenger RNA. Its product is annotated as pentatricopeptide repeat-containing protein At3g16010. Gene Ontology annotation, molecular function: protein binding. NCBI's taxonomy places the organism in Eukaryota, Viridiplantae, Streptophyta, Magnoliopsida, Myrtales, Myrtaceae. The coding region runs from base 159 to 2111 and encodes 650 amino acids. The record is from RefSeq and is a predicted model, not a curated record. The transcript has 2 exons.